Molecule: messenger RNA, 6423 nt
Organism: Pelobates fuscus (common spadefoot toad)
Lineage: Eukaryota; Metazoa; Chordata; Amphibia; Anura; Pelobatidae
Gene: OPA1
Product: OPA1 mitochondrial dynamin like GTPase
Exons: 31
Coding region: 92-3121 (1009 amino acids)
Biological process (GO): mitochondrial fusion
Cellular component (GO): cytoplasm; microtubule; mitochondrial membrane
Molecular function (GO): microtubule binding; GTP binding; GTPase activity
Source: RefSeq, a predicted model, not a curated record
CGGAAGAACUGCGGUGACAGCUCCUGGGUGCCCUUGUUUGGCAGCUCGGUUGGCUGUGAGGGAGCUCCGAUCUCCUCCCCGGGAACACAUAAUGCUGCGGGCCUCAUGCACUGUGUGCCGGAGUUUGAUAAAUAAGCGUUCUCUUGAAGAAGCCAAACUCCCCUUGCAGAAGCUACAUUCCCGUAGAGUUCACCAAUAUUCUUUUUCAAGAUUAAGAAAUCAGAAGCCAUUACCCAGGACCUCGACUAAAUACUAUUCAUCUUUGUCACGUCUCCCAUUAAGGAGAAGCAGACUUUUGCCAGCCAGUUAUGGAUACCAAAUUAAACGUAACUUUUGGAUCGCUAGACUGGCAUCGCGGGUGUUGAAACUCCGUUAUCUUGUGUUGGGAUCUGCUGUUGGCGGUGGAUACACAGCUAAAAAAACAUAUGAUCAAUGGAGAGAUAUGUUUCCUGAUCUUAGUGAAUAUAAAUGGAUUGUACCGGACUUUGUAUGGGAAUUGGAUGAACACAUCGAUUUUGAUAAAUUUAGAAAAGCACUCCCAGAUUCUGACGAACUAGCUAAACUUCUGCCUGAUUUUGAGAAGCUGGGUGAAAGUUUUAGCUUAUUAAAAGGAUGGCUUUCAUCAGGUCACAAUUUGGUUAGUGAAGUCAUAGGAGCUUCUGAUCUGCUACUGUUGUUAGGUUCAGGAGGGGAGACUGCCUUUAAAGCUUCAGAUAGUCAAGGUUUUGAAAAUGAAAAACAAUACAAAAAGGGUUUGCUUGGUGAACUCAUUCUAUUACAAGAGCAGAUCAAGCAGCACGAAGAAGAGGCACGCAGGGCGACCGGGAACAUUAACACAGGCACCUCACAGCAAAAGCGCAAGGUCUCUGACAAAGAAAAGGUUGACCAACUGCAAGAGGAGCUCCUGAAAACUCAACUAAAAUACCAGCGAAUUCUUGAGCGGCUAGAGAAAGAAAACAAAGAUUUGAGGAAAAUAGUACUCCAAAAGGAUGACAAGGGAAUUCAUCAGCGGAAAAUGAAGAAAUCCUUGAUUGAUAUGUAUUCAGAAGUUUUGGAUAUAUUGUCUGACUAUGAUGCAAACUACAACACCCAGGACCAUUUACCAAGGGUGAUUGUAGUUGGUGACCAGAGUUCAGGAAAAACAAGUGUCCUGGAAAUGAUUGCACAGGCCAGGAUCUUCCCUCGUGGAUCAGGAGAGAUGAUGACUCGUUCUCCAGUGAAGGUAACUUUAAGUGAAGGUCCACACCAUGUUGCUGUGUUUAAAGACAGUUCACGGGAAUUUGACCUAACCAAGGAAGCAGAUCUUGCAGCUUUAAGGGAUGAAAUAGAGGUUCGCAUGAGGAAGAGUGUGAAGAAUGGACAAACCGUUAGCCCUGAGACUAUCUCCUUAAGUGUGAAGGGUCCUGGCAUUCAGAGGAUGGUACUUGUUGAUCUGCCGGGAGUCAUCAGUACGGUAACAUCAGGCAUGGCUCCAGAUACCAAAGAAACAAUCUUCAGCAUCAGUAAGGCUUACAUGCAGAAUCCAAAUGCUAUCAUUCUCUGUAUCCAAGAUGGUUCUGUGGAUGCAGAGCGAAGCAUUGUAACAGACCUUGUAAGUCAAAUGGAUCCACAGGGGCGACGAACCAUCUUUGUUUUAACAAAAGUUGACCUUGCAGAGAAAAAUGUAGCUAGUCCAAACAGGAUUCAGCAGAUAAUUGAAGGCAAAUUGUUUCCAAUGAAAGCUCUUGGGUAUUUUGCCGUGGUUACAGGGAAAGGCAACAGCAAUGAAAGCAUUGAAUCAAUUAAAGAUUACGAAGAGGAGUUCUUUCAAGCAUCCACACUUUUAAAAAAAGGAAUGCUCAAAGCACAUCAGGUGACCACCAAGAACUUAAGUCUUGCGGUUUCUGAUUGCUUUUGGAAAAUGGUUCGAGAGUCUGUUGAACAACAGGCUGAUGCUUUCAAAGCAACUCGUUUCAACCUUGAGACGGAGUGGAAGAAUAACUACCCCCGACUACGUGAGCUAGACAGGAAUGAGCUGUUUGAAAAAGCAAAGAAUGAGAUCCUUGACGAAGUCAUAAGUCUUUCUCAAGUCACACCAAAACACUGGGAGGAAAUUCUCCAAAAGACUUUGUGGGAACGAGUCUCAACGCAUGUGAUAGAGAACAUCUAUCUCCCAGCAGCCCAGACAAUGAACUCAGGCACUUUCAACACCACAGUGGACAUCAAGUUGAAACAAUGGACCGACAAGCAAUUGCCUCAUAAAGCAGUAGAGGUGGCUUGGGAUACUCUUCAGGAAGAAUUUUCCCGUUUCAUGACCGAGGAAAAAGGGAAAGCACAUGAUGACAUAUUUGACAAACUUAAAGAGGCCGUAAAAGAUGAGGGCAUCAAGAGGCACAAGUGGAAUGAACAAGCAGAAGACAGUCUGAGAGUCAUUCAGCACAAUGCUUUAGAGGACCGCUCCAUUGGAGACAAACAACAGUGGGACGCAGCCAUCCAUUUUAUGGAGGAUACACUGCAGAGCCGCUUAAAAGACACUGAAUCUGUUAUUCGUGACAUGGUGGGUCCUGACUGGAAAGAGAGGUGGUUUUCAUGGACUUCUCGUACUGCAGAACAGAAUAUUCGCAAUGAAACUAAAAAAGAACUUGACAGGAUGAUGAAAGUUAACGACGAUCAUCCGGCAUAUCUUGCUAAUGAUGAAGUCACCACAGUCAGAAAGAAUCUAGAAUCCCGGGGAGUGGAAGUUGAUCCCGUUUUGAUAAAAGAUACAUGGCAUCAAGUUUACAGAAGACAUUUCUUAAAAAACGCUCUCAGCCACUGUAAUCUUUGCAGGCGAGGAUUUUAUUACUAUCAAAGGCAUUUUGUAGACUCUGAGUUGGAGUGCAAUGAUGUGGUCCUUUUCUGGAGGAUACAACGGAUGUUAGGAAUCACUGCUAACACCUUAAGGCAGCAGCUAACGAAUUCAGAAGUAAGACGCUUAGAGAAGAAUGUGAAGGAAGUAUUGGAAGACUUUGCAGAAGACAGCGAGAAAAAGGUUACCUUGUUAACCGGGAAGAGGGUCCAACUAGCAGAAGAUCUCAAAAAAGUCCGGGAAAUACAGGAAAAACUUGAAGCCUUUAUUGAAGCCCUUCAUCAGGAGAAGUAGGAGCAGUUUACCAAAUAGAUAAAUUCUUAGAAAAUGAAGACAUUUUGGAUUUCCAACGUUCUGCUAAACAGACCCGAACAAGUGCUGGAAUUCAGAAACAAGAGGGAACUGUGUCCGAUGUAAAGACGAGAAAGCUUUCAAUGUCCAUACACCAUAACAAAGAAUAUGGUUGUUUGUUGCCACUGUCCUGUGCUUUAUUCUGCACCUUAUCCUACCUUACACAAGCAAAAUGCCUUGGGGGAAAUUGUCAUUUUACCAUUUGUACAUAAAUCACUAGCGCUGUGAAUACUAUCUUCUGUUUCAAUUGCUGUAUAUUUAAAUUUUGUCCGUCACUUAUGUCUCAAGUAGCAGCAUUUGUUUUCAUAUGAAAUUUAACUUUGCAACUGCAAAUAAUGAAAUGAAUUUUGCUUCAUUCUUAAAUUCUGUUUUAUAUACCUAGUACCAGGAAGGGAAAGCAAUGUACUUAUUCACGAGUUUGGAAUUGUAACACUUUGAGUCCCAUUCAGGGAAAGAGGGCUUUAAUAUGAAUUUGUUAUUCUGUUGUGUCAUAAUGUCUGCUGCUUUGUAAUUAGAUGAACCGAUGAAUUCUAGUCAAAGCAGACUAAUUUAUGCAGUGUAAAUAUGUGUAUCCAGCCCAAUCUACUGCUGUCACGUGAUCUUUUUUGCUUGGACAUUUCUGAAGGAUCAAAUAAAAGAGCACUUACUGUAAGCCUGCAAUUAAAUUAUUUAACUGCCUAUAAUUCCCCUCUUUGUAAAAUACUUUAAAGGAACACUUUAGUGUUAGGAAUACAAAGAUGUAUUCCUACCACUAAUAUUUUCCUCUGCCCCCGCAAACCCACCUCUCCCGACGAAAGCAUUACCUCAGUUCUGUCCUAUGGGGUUUUCCUUGACGCUGGAUGCCCACUUGCAGAGUGUGAGGACAUACAGUGUUGAUUCACAGAUUCUAAAACUGCAAUUUUGUGCAUUGCAGGGCUAAGGGGAACAGGGACACUGAACCAAGAACACUUCAAUGAGAUGAAGUGCUCUGAAUGCAUAUAAUGUCCCUUUAAACUUCUAUUGAAAAAAAGCAGUGUUGUUUUUAAAGUUUAUUGGCACUUUAAAUAUGUUAAAGGAACACUCCAAGCAUUGACUCUAGCAAUUAUGGUGUUUGGAGUGCUAAUUUGACCAUAAAUGUCCUUUAAUUACAUUUCUUGUCAUAUUAGUCUCUUUAUAUUGAUAUAGACAUAUAUAAAAGGGAUUCUAAGGUGGGGGAGGUUAUUAAUAUUGCUAGUCUAUGUUAAUCUGAUGGUUUAUAUUAAGUGAAUUGUUUUGCAUGUGACAGCCAGUUCACACUCAUAUUUACAUGAUGCACUGCAUAUAGUACAUUUUUGGGCCGUUUUUUUGCCAGAAUCUCUCCUCUUGCUUAAAGUAGGGGGAGGGUUAAUGUUCAAAUUACAGCACAUUGCUUACUUUGCAUAUGUGUGCCCAAACUCAAGUAAAACAAAAAUAUGUUUACAUUUUGAAUAUUGCACAUUAUUACAUCUUGUAGUGUGUAAUUGACACCCUGUUAUCUCUGAUUUGACAAAACAUGUUUUGUUAUUUUACCAUUCAUUGUUUAGAGAUCUGGGUCCCCUCUUGGGCUUCAAGGCUCCCUGAUCGUCUGGUGACAUGCUUCUGCAGAGACAUGGAAGCUGUGGCGUUUGCCAUUCAUUGGCUGAGAGCAUAAGGUGACCGCUCUCUACCAACGACCGACGUUCUGUGCAAUGAAAGCUGCACAGAAUUGGCGUUAGUCAGAACAGACCUCUAGUUCAAGGCUGGCUGAUCACAGUGCCAGUAGGUGGCGUUACACAUCUGGCUGCAGAGGGAUUAAACUCUGUGCAGUGUUUCAAACAAAAUGCUGCACAUGACAUGCAGAUUCCAAGCACCAUAACCACUUCAAAUCACUGAAGUGGUCAUAGUGCCUGGAUUAACAUUUUAAUUUGGCACAACAGCAUUUGUUGAUACAACAAAUGUUUGGACUGUCUGAGUAUCAUGGGAAUCGUAACCCAUGAAUGUAUGUAAUUGCAUUAUUAUCCGUCUCUGGUUUUCAUGAACGCCUUAAUAUUUUGAAGCCUUUAAGGUAAGGAUAACUAACUUCUCUCUAAGCCUAUUUAACAUUGUAAUAAUUUCUGUCUUAAUUAAAUCUAAAUGUUUUAAGCAAUAAGAGAGAUAGACAUUUCAGCUCAUAAGAGGAACCUUUCUCAAGCUGAGAAGCCAAAAUGUUGCAUGGACUAUCCUACUAUAUUUGCCUGAAACAUCUUCAUGUGACCAUUCUAAUUUCUUUAUUAAUACUGUUUUGCUGGGUUUUGUCUGCCGUAACCAGGAGGCACUUUGAAUGCUAUUCUUCAGCAUGUGCCACCCCAUUUAUACACACUAGAUCAAAAUAAAAACAAACUUUAUAUAUAUUUUGGAAAAUUAAAUAAUUUAUGAAUACAUUUCACCUACAGAAUUCAAUGGUACCAUACCUGUAGUGUUUUUAUAUUUUAAUCACACUCCAGAAAGGGGAGUGGGGGGGGGGACCGAUUCACAGGUUUAAAAUAUCUUAAGACAAUUUAAAAUCUUUUAAAAAACAAUUACAAAGCAUAAAUAAAUAAAUAAAAAAGCUGAGCUUUAUCGCUUAACAUAUUAAUGGUUAACUUAUGCACUCCUAUUAUUAUUCUAAAUCCGUAUGCAAGGUUUCAGCUGCAUAAUUAACCUGUAAAUUCUCAAGUUUCUGAAUAUACUUAAAGCAACGUAUUUCUCUGUGGACAUUUAUAAAACAUAUAAUGCAUUUAAAAUCUGUUGUUUUUUUCCCUAAGUAUAUAUAUUUCUUAUAUAAAUGUACUAUUUUAGGUAGUAUGACAUACAUCUGAUAACGUCACUUUCAAAAUAAUUUUCACCAUAUCAAAAUACAUUUUCAGUAUCAUUAAGACAGACAGUCAGUUCAGUGUUAUGUACGAAGUUUCCCCAGUUGCAACUUGUAAAAAUAUAUAAGAAUGACUAUUAGUAGUAUUUGUAACAUCCAUAAUUCUAAAAGGUCUAAAUGAAAUGUAUAUCUGAUUUCAAAAAGGCAAUUCUCAGACUGGACAUGUAGAAUUCACAAAACAUGUAAAGUGGGGUGUUUUGUGUGCUUGGUUCCCGAAAUGCUUUCUGAAUUCUCUGCAAAAUGAAAUGUCAAACGGUCUACUUAAUUAAAUGUGUGAACUAGUAAUGUAUGAAGCAUGAUGUAUAAAACAAACCUUGGGUAUUUAUUAAAUGACAAUGUAUUUGGACAGAAGGCAAAUAAAAUAAUUUUGACAAUUGUA